AUCAAUGUUAAAAUACUGGCCCAGCUGACACAGGAAUGCACAGAUAAAAUAUGAAAUCUGCUUGCAUUUAGUUGUCUAUCAAACUCUUUUUCACGCAUAAUGCAGUCUGUUCAAAUGUCAUCAGACAAAUUUUCUGAAUUGGAAAGCUAGCACUAAGAGAUCAACAUGUGCCUUCACAUACGCAUGCGCAAAUGAUGCGAGUAAUUGAGGGGAAUGGAAAGAUGGCGGUGACCUACAGAUCUAGAGCUUAUUUUGUAUAUUCAACAUGUGUGAUGUGCCGGCGGAGCUACAGGGGAUAGAUAUAAACCAAACAAAGGCUAGCGGAUUCGAUGUGAACUGGAAGUUAAGUAGGUAUGUCGCUUGUCAUUGAGUUCCCUUCGUUCGCCUGGACCAGCACUAGUUUGUUUAGAGUUUGUGAAGAAACGAAGAAGAAAGGAAAAACCAUUUAUAAGAGGAAAGAUAUAACACACGGCCUAUUCGGAGGACCAGUGCUAGACCGCAUUACAGCGAUAAGUUGUGAUUAUUGUCAAAAUAAGUUGUUCCAGUUAUUUUCCGGGAAGGAAUUAAGAGUUUUCACACCAGGUUUUCCGUUUGGAUAACUGGAUGAGUAAUUACGUCAGGUUUCGCGUCAACACUUUAAUGCUUUUCUUAAAUUUUCAACCAUUUUUCUCAUCUUUUUCUGAACUAUGACAUUGGGUCAUGUGGCAAGCUCGCUAUACGAAAAGCCGAGUUCACCUUACAAAAAUACCUUUAAUCCCAGAAGCAUUGUUACGACUUGUCUCCUUCUGUUGAUCUGGUUUGUUCAUGGUUGUUUAAAUAUUCUCCACUCGGAAUCAAAAUUGCUCUCCCACCCCUCCACCAGCUUGUGCGAGAUCAGGAACGAUGGGGAGAGUUCAAGUUCCUCAAUCGUUAACCGGUCCCAGUGCCUUGAUCUUAAUUCUCAAUUCAGUGAAAGUAUUUGCAAUAUUAGUGAAACACACAGAACACAGGAAAUACGGAAGUACCGUUUAAAUUUCUGUAAAGAAUAUUCGGUGUUCUCGGUGAUUCCAAACAAGGAUAUAGUUAACGAAAUCGAGCAUACUGGUUGUUUAAAUUAUCUUCAGAAAAUCAUUCUUUUGGACCAGGAGGUUGAAAAUAUGUAUGAGGAAUUUAAACAAAUAAUGUUCAAAUUUGACUGUUCCCGGACCCAGUAUUCGGUGAAAUGGACAUGUGUUGAUUGCGAGGUAGCAUAUAGGAAGUGGCUAUGCUCAUUACAUAUAGACUACUAUCAUGCGUGCUACUUCGACAGAGACAUACCCGUACCGCCCUGUCAAGACAUGUGCAUGGAGGUAGAGCGCAAGUGCCCAUUUUUUCGUCCAAAUACGUCCUACGCUCAAGCAGGAGACCCUAGCUUUAUAUGCAAAGAUCGUGAUAUUUUUAAGGAAGAACCCUUUUCCAAUUGUUACAAGGAUUGUCACCUGAGACCAAAUGAUUGUGAAUUUCCGUGCAAAUUAGAGGAGACUACAGUCUCAUCGUCAUCAACCUUAUUAAAUGAAUCUACCGAUUCCAGCAAAAUUACACCAAGAAGCAAUUCAAGUGAACGACUUGCGCUUCAACAAACACCGACUUUAGUGAAUAUUGUACUAUUUGUUUUAAACCUUUGCAUAGUUAGGACGUUGUUACAAUAUAUGUCUAUAGGUUGGACAUAGGUAGGGUCAUGUAUAUAGUAUAGUAUUUCUAGGAAUAUAUAUAUAUAUAUAUAUUUAACCAUAUUGCACCAUUAAUACUGAGGAGGUUGGUUUUUUUGAUGGCUUUAAUUUUCGCGGUUUUAACAAAACCUUGGAUGUUUCUCACAGAAGUCAUGAAACUUUGUACGGUUUUUUCUCUAUUGAUUUUAUUUCAAAUAUUUUUUUUCGUGACUUAAUUCCAUCCUCAAAACCAGCGAAAAUAGAAUUUCUCGAAAACAACAACCUCUACAAUAAUUAACAUGUGAACGAGAUGAAAUGUGUGGAAUCUUUUGCCAGUUGUUUUAUUAUGAUAUUGGUAUUAUUUCUGAAAAUCAAUUAUCCUUUUGCUAGGAACAGAGAAGAGUAAUAACUUAUCAAGUUCAAGAAUCAUUAUCAAAUUAAUAUCGUGUUUAUUAAUAUGAACACGUGCAGGAAAUGGAAAUAGCAUUAACUAUUUUGACGUCAUAAAUGAUGUUCAAAUGACAUCAAGGACAUAUAUACAUAUAUAAUGUUGUGACGUCAUAACAGCGACAGCAGAGCUAAAUUGAAAAUCUUGCCGUAGAGGAGGACUUGGAAGGAGUUAUGCAUUAUCAACAGUUUUUUCAUAUAAGAAAACGAUAUGAAUUAUGGCACUCCUAAGACUUCUUGCAUUUUUUCACUUUAGAGUAGAAGUACACUCUAAAUUCAAAAGGUCUAUAACUCGUUCAUAAAUCUUAUAUAGAAUAGGAAUGUAUACUGCUUAUAGCCUGCUACAGAAACAAGAAACCAAUAACAGCACUUCCAUAUACAUUCAGGGAUUGACAUAUUUUAACCCAAUUUUAACCCAAUACGAUGCAUAUUUUCUGAUGUUUAAUUUAUAAGUUAUUAUUGUAUGUUUUGUUUAAAUGCUAACCCAGCUUUCUGUUUCUUAUAUAUAAAUAGUCAUUUGUCGUGUGUUGUGAUUUAAUCUGAAGGUUGUUUAUAUAAUCACUUACUUUGCUGACUGUUUAUGAUAGUUAUAUUUAGUUUAUCAGCGAAACCCGAAUCGAAACCAAAUCUUCAUUGCCUGCCUUUCACUAAAAUCACGUGAUUUAAGGUUUAUCUACAAAUGAAUGAAAUCACCACUUAAUUAACACAUGAUAAACACUUACUCCGCACUUAAUUGCAGUGAGUUUAAUGUGGGAUGGCUGACGGCAUUAUACCAUCAUCUGACGUCAUAUGUAACAUUUUGAUAUUGCAAUUAUAUUCCUUGUUUAACCUUUCUAUAAAUCAAAUCAAAAAGAUGUGAUUUCCACACAGUAAAACUUAAAAUUUAAAAUCUAAUUUCUAAAACAGAUAUGUAGUUGGGUUAAUGCGAUGCUUCAAACUCACGCUUUUUGUACAUUUAAGAAAUAAAAAAAUACAUGUUUCCUUCGGGACCUGAACAUAAAUUGCAGCCUUUUCAGCUCGCCUGGCCCGAAUGGCCAAGUUUGCUCGGAAGAAUAAUGAAACUGAUUUAUCACAAAUCUGGGACCCAAUAGGAAAUUAUUUAAAAAAAAUAGUUAUCAAAUUCGAAACUCUUUGUUAAAUUACUGAAUAGCUGAAUUAGCUAGAUGAACAAUGCAGACCCCUUGGGCCUCUUGUCCAAAUUUACUAUAUCAACAAAUUCUCUGAUCAUGCACGUUAUUAAUUAUCCAUAAUUGCGGUUUCAUUACAAAAUAAAGCGAAAUCGUUCACAAGGACCGAACAGUGUCACUUUCUGGCCAGUACAUUUAUCAUUGCUUUGUCGGAUAUUAUUAUUAUUAUUAUUUACUUUUGGUUUCACAUUUGCAUUUAUGUUGGAAUAAAUUUUGACACAAUUUUGUCCUCAUGGAAGUCUUAAUUUUUUUUUAACCAGUGACGUUUGUAAUAUCAUAUCAGUGAUACAAGUAGCGCUUCGGGGUUUCGCCACUAGAUGUAUUGUUGCAGAUUUUUGUGUAAAAGUGUAGCAGCUCUUUAUCUGCGUAUCAAUUUUUUCCUAAUUUUAUUGUUUAAUUCUAGUUCUUAGAGCUGCGUAAUAUUUUGUUUUCGGUUAGGUAUAAAUAAAUACAAAAACAUAAAUGUAAGAAUCGUCAAACUUUCGGGGUUUUAGAAUUAAAUGGUAAGCAAUGUCAACUACUGAUGCGGAAAAUGUCAUAUUUUAGAUCCUCUUACGGAUGAUUAAGUUCUUGGAUAAACAGUUCACAUACAGAGAAAUAACUCACUCGAGUUUUAUCUUUCAACAAUCUUUUUCUUUAAAGACUUAAUAGUUGGUAUAAUGAGGCAUACCGUGUUGGUUGGAUCAACAACUUGACGUGUUGCUAGCUAGCUUACAGAAACCAUGAUCAUCAAUGAGCCAGAGAGGAUGUGGUAUUUGUCAGGGGUUAGGAUUAUUUCACGUUUGUUCUUCCUAACUGUUGUACGACAUAACAGGACAUUUCAGGUGUCCAGAUUGACAAAUUACUAGCGUUCGCUUCAUUUCAGUUGGAAUUGUUUUGAAGCCAAAGUAUUAUGAAUUACAUAGUUUAUUUCUGCUGUUGCUGAUGUCAUUGGUGUCUUAGCGUCUGUAAACAUGCAUUAUUAGCUUUGUUGACUGAUUUUACCAAAAAAGCAACAAGCUUUAGCGUCAUAUUAUUUAACGUUAUAUAUAGUUAGCACAAAUAUAUGUGAAUUUUACCAUUGUAAAUACUUAUGCGUACGACUUGAUGUGCAGAUAUUUUAUCUUCCAGGUGGAUGAUGGCAAAUGAUACCAAACAUAAGAUAAAUAUUCCACAUGUUGGAGUGUCUUGUUGGUAUGUAUAUAUCAUAUAAGUUACAAGUAUUAAGUGGUAUGUCGUCUACAAACAGAUAAAGUGAAAUUGUGUGGUGAGAUUGCAUUGGCAAUGUAGGAAGUCGACUUCUGGAUGAGUGCGCAUGCGUGGUUUUAUAUAAAAAUUAAACUUUAAAAAAAUCAUGUUAUUUACUGCAUAAAAAUGGAUUGGUAUUAUGUGUGAUUGUGUCGGUAUAUCAACAUACAAGUGUGUAGUGAUGUUCUGAUUGCAGUAUAUAAAUUCAAUAUGUGUGUUUUGUUUGAAAUUAUAAUAUUUCUUUGUCGACAAAUUAAAUACUAGACCAGCACAGACAUUUAAUCUAAGACCAGUGUCAGUCCAUAGUACUAAAUUGUCGGUCUAUGUGAUUGUGUUUCUUACGUACAAAGAUGUAACUAUUUGAGAAAUAAUCAAAACUUAUGCAUGUGUUGAGUUUGAAAACACAACGCGGAUAAAAAAAAAGUGUUCCUGUAAACAUGAUAAACGAAAGUAAAAAUGUCUGAUAAAACAGCUAUAUGUUUAAAAUAAUUCUAAUUCAAAGCUGCAAAACCCUUCAGAUCAGGUAAACAUGCUUAGUUUAACAAAAGUGGGAAGAGAGAUGAAACUGAAGGCUUCCUUUUUCCAAUAUAUCAAGGUUUAAGACCGUUACAUAUCCGACAUGGUCCAACCGCACACAUGACUUGCACUAAUUCAAGAAUUUGCUGACAAAGCAGUAUUUUCUUUGUUGUUUAAAUUGAAGUUAUAUCAGAACAUUUCAUUGAUUUUGAAAUAAUAUUUACGUAAAAUUAUUCAUGUCACAAUCUUAGAUAAUCGAAUCCCAAAAUUGAUUCUUUGAAAUAAUGCUUGUAAUUUCACAUAAAGUCAUUAAAAGAUUAUUAAAACAAUCUGAUUUUUUAUUAGCCGAGUAAAACUAGCGAAUGAUAAACAAUAAAAUAUUGACUUGGUCACCAUGGCCUGUUUUAAUAUGAGUUGGUAGAAAGGGCAAUGAAACUAACAGUAGAUGACAGAGUAGCUGGUAACUCAUUUUUUACUGGCAAUAGGGGACAAUAUUUAUUUUGAAAAAUGAUAAAUAAAAUAAAUUAGGUCAUACAUAUAUUGCAGUUGUUUAACUUUCAAUCUUAAUACUAACAUUAGAGCGAAUUACUGUAAAAUAAUUAUUUUAGUGGUAAUCUAAAUUUAGUGAUUUUUUGACAUUAUUGCGCGAACAUUGCUGAAUAUUGUUUAUAAAUAGCAAUAACUACUGAUGCACAAAUGUGACAAUGCGCUAAACUUUGGUUAUACGUUUUAAGUAAAAUCACCGUAAUUUUACAGUUUUAACGUUUUAUGGUGUAUAUAUUGGUUUGAAUUCAGGUUAGUAUUAAAAUAAAAUUCCCAAUAACAAAUGACCGCUUAAAAUCACUAUUACAAGGUUUUAGUAAACGUUUUGAAGUAGUUUAGGAGUGUGUUUGAAAUAUUAGUUAGAGCAAGUCAUUAUUCAGGUCACUUUGUACCGGUAAGUCCGCCCAUUUCAUGUUAAUGAUUAUAUUUUCACACGAAAUAAUAUUCUUUCUUUCAUUCGUGAAAUGUCAUACACGGUCUUAUUUACAAACAUUACAGAUGAUAACUAAGGAGAAAUCAUUACAAUAUGUCAAAUUUGCAUUCACAAUAGUAGAUAUAUAUCUUAGUUAUUAAUUGAAAAAUUAUUCUCCCACAAAAAUAAACUGGUCACCAUCACCUAUGAAUUUUAAUUUCACUUUUGUCUUAAUUGCAAUAAUAGAAAAUACGUUUAUGAUGUCUGGCUGGUUUGUUAGGAUAUUACAAAUUAUUGAAUAAUGAAUUUUAUAAGAUAAGUCGUAAUGGUUGUUUUGCACGGUGUGUGAAAUUUGUAGUAGCGGGAAAUGUACAAUUGAAAUAUACCUCCAUAGCAAUCAACAAACCAAACGAUUUCCUCAAUCAUCAUAUCAAUCACGACAAGCCAGAAAGCUGCACAGCCACUUGAAGGAACUGAUGUAAUGUUAGGCUGCACGUCAUUUAUCAGCAAUUCUUUAAAAGCUUUUCCUCCCGAACCAUUAACUUUGUGUGAUUCAGUUAAAUAUGUAUCAUCGAAACAGAAUAUAAUGCGUAAAAUUUUAAGGCAUUUCUGACAUUAUUUUAUAAUUGAAAUCAGAAGUAGGUUACAAAGGAACAAGAAACACACUCAUUUGGUCAAUAAUUCACACAGUGUGAAAAUGAAAUUAGUUUACUGAAACGAUGGUUUCAUUCAAUGGUUAAAUGUCAUUUCUCCAAUUAGCGAAAAGGGCGAAGGGGAAAUAUUUCUAUUGAAGUCAUGAAAUAAAUUAAGAAUUAUCCCUUCAAACUUCAUUGAUAUUAUGAAAAAUUACAUUUUUUCGAUCUAUGAAAAAUGAAAAUUAGGCUUCCUCGAAGGUUAUUGAUCGUAACCUUAACAGUGGGACAACAUGAUGUAACCCAAUUUUUAUAUAAUAUUCCAGAUUAAUUUUAGUAGCUAGAGAACCGGAAUGUUUGCUGAUGCUUCUAAAAAUAAACGAUCGAAAAGAUGGAUGUCGCCAGUGAAGCAGAAGACGUCAGUCUUCUGGAACAAGAGGUCCUAUCUUCCUUACAAAUUUUCUGAAGUAUUCAUAUAUAUUUUCCAUUUAUCAUAUAGUGUCCAAGUUUUUUAAAGUUUAUGUUUGAGAUUAAGAUUUUAAUGACAAGUUGGUAUUUUCUUUUUUCUUCUUUUAUGACAAUUCGAGGUAGUUUCGCAGUAAAUUUGUUAACAAUAAAAAAGUAGUCCGUUUUUAACCGUCUAAAUACCAACCAAACAUGUUUAUCAUAAACAUAUGAAUCAUAAACGAAUGAAGAAUCAUCAUCAUCAUCAUCAUCAUCAUCAUCAUCAUCAUCACCAUCAUCUUCAUCUUCAUCAUCAUCAUCAUCAUCAUCAUCAUCAUCAUCAUCAUCAUCAUCAUCAUCUUUUCUUAAGUUUUUAUUUUCUUGUCAAUGAGUAACUGGGGCGUGUUCUAAGAGAUAUUUAGUCUAUCACUAAUCUGUCAUUUUCAAAAAUAUACCCCAUCGAGUUUUCAUUUCCAGUAAUCGAUAUAUAUAAAAUUCGUGCGAGUCCACACAUAACAUAGUCUUAAAUUGAGUUGUCAAAUUCAAAGAUGGUUCAUGAAACGAAUAUUUACAACAUAUUUAUACAGAAGUAGUGAAAGUGUUAUUUUUGUUGGAAUUUAAUCUUCCGCAAAACAGAUCUUUCGAGACAAAUCAAUGAUUUUCAUGAAAUAAGAAGAUAAUGUGAAAUAAGUUACCAAUUCUUGAGCAGAGACCAUUUUCUCUGGAGCAGAAGACGCUUACUGUUUUGGAACACCUGGUCUUAUUCUCUUUUUAUCAGAGGUCUACGUGAAAAUCUUUCUUUUGUUUAUAUUUCGGCCUAGUUUUAUUGAAUUUGAGUUUGAAUUAUGAUUCUGUUAAGAUGGUGGUAUUUUCUUGCUGUUUCAAAGCUUAAAUCCUUAAAAACUUACAUAUAAAAUAUAUGGAAAUUCACACAGUGUUUCUUAAUACUGUAUACCAGGAAAAUUUCACCCCCGUUUAAUAUUCUCCCUUGUCGCCUAUGAACUGGGAGGAUUAACUUGAGAUGUAUAUAACGUAUAUAACCAUUUUUAUAUAAUCAUAAGGGGACGAAAUGGACAUUCAAGUAUGGUAAGAAGGCGGAAGUAACCUGGGGCGAAAUUAUCCCGGCAUACAGUAACUAUCAGUAUGUGUGUGCUAAUCUAAAAUUUAAUUUAGUGCUCGAUUUGACACAAGCCAGCAGCAUCAGUCUUUCUUGUAUAGAUCCACUACUUAUCGUCUCGUAUAAGAAAAUUAACAGAGCAUUAAUAACACCGUUACAUAGAAUUUGUUUCUUUUUUUGUAUAUAAAUAGAGCGAUAGUGAGUGUUCGUUUAAUUGGAUCUACCGUAAGAAAAUAUAUUUUCGUGGGGCUGAAUUUAGCAUCCAAUGACAUAUGAUUUUUAUUUCACAAGAUCAUAUUAUACUCGAAAAAAAAGUCUUGUCAAUAUUAACUUGUGAAUUUGUGGAUGAAAAGUACCUACGAUAUCAACGGAAAUGAAAUACCACGAAAAUUGAUAAUUUUAUAUUAUGUCAGACAAAACUGAAGGUGUUCAUGAUAUACAUACAUAACUGAAUCAUAGAGAUAUAAGUAUGAUUGACAGGUUGAACAGAGCCAGAUGUGUGUUUACAUAUUGUACAGAAAAUAGACAGAAAAAGGUAUGUUUGAUGAGGAAACUGACUUAGAUGUGAGGUUAUAUUUCUCAUAUUCUACAUCGUGUAAUACUGACACGAUAGUCACCCUUCUCUACCUGAAAUAUUGCCAAAAGAUUCAUUCGUGUUUUUUGGCCUUUGUGUAGAGACUGUUAAUUCAUAUGAAGAUAAUGUUAAACGUGAUAUGUUUGUUUGAAAAUAUAUACAAGUUUAAUAAAAA
Messenger RNA from Ylistrum balloti, 8941 nucleotides. Its product is annotated as NALCN channel auxiliary factor 2-like. Gene Ontology annotation, cellular component: plasma membrane. Gene Ontology annotation, biological process: calcium ion import across plasma membrane. Gene Ontology annotation, molecular function: stretch-activated, monoatomic cation-selective, calcium channel activity. The record is from RefSeq and is a predicted model, not a curated record. NCBI's taxonomy places the organism in Eukaryota, Metazoa, Mollusca, Bivalvia, Pectinida, Pectinidae. The coding region runs from base 687 to 1688 and encodes 333 amino acids. The transcript is spliced from 3 exons.